AAUGAUAUUUUCUGUCCUUAUUUAAGGAAAUUUGUACUAGUAUUCUUUGACGGCAUACGAGUUUACAGCAACAGCUCCUAGCAGCAUCUUGUUCACCUGUGCCAGGCUGGGGACGUCAUGGCGGCAGUGGUGGACGAGGCCGCGGGCGUGGGCGCGGCGGCAAUGCUGGCAGAGGGGCUGCUGGACAGCCGCAGCAUGCUGCUCAUGUGGCGACAGGAGGGCUGCCCUGAGGAGAAUUUUCCUUCCGCCACAGCUGUUCCAGUAGCCAAUCCCCACAUGCCAUAUUUAGAUGAUGAAGAUGAUGUUGGGGUUCAGCAUUCACCAAAAAAGGGGGGCCGUAUCUCUUCUUCGCAGGUUAGUGAACCUGCUGCUGUUUCUGCUUCAAAUCCGGCGGCCCAUCUUGAGACAGAAUCUGCCCAGCCGUCGGAUGCUGCCCAGGUGCCGGAUGCUUCGACUCUCUCCACGACGGCAGGAGCUCAGAGCUCGCAGGCGUCCACUGAUCAUCCAGCCAGCAUCAUCCAGCCAGAGAUUCCAGCCGUCCAGCCGGUCCCUUCCCGUGCUGAAUCCUCGUCUGUUUUGGGACGCGGUCAUCGUCAACGAACACCAAAUGUACGGCUCACGGAUUAUCAAACGUAUGCCGUCACACAUGAGGUCUCCAAUGAUGUUUCUGAUUGCAGGGCCGUUUGUUUGUUCCUCAGUCCUCACAGUUCUCCAAUAUGGGCCAAAUUGAUCGAAGAGGGUCACCUCACGCCAUCUGGUGGCCAUGGAGGGUUCCUCAAGACAUUGAAGCGGCUUACUGAGUUAGAUGGGGACGUAGCCAUCAUAUUGGAGCAGCUUCGGCUAAGCAAAGACAUUGCACUUGUGGAAGACAAGUUGCAGGAAGCUAGGUUAAGGGCAGAGUUUGGUCACAUAUCCAACCGUUUUGCUGAUGCCAAAAUCAAGUACAAAACUUUGGUGGAGCAGCUUAUGGUUGAUCCUGACAGCUUGGAGCUUGUCCGGUUGGUGAACGAGCAGAGAAGAAUCACCAACUUUCUGAUUGAAGUGGAAUUGGCAUUCUACAAACAAAAGGCCAAGUGUGACUUCCUUACCAAAGGGGACAGGUGCACCAAAUACUUCUACUCUGUGGUGAAAAAGAAGCGGAGUACCAAUUCCAUUCCCUUCAUGGUACGUAGUGAUGGAACCAAAACCACAUGUCACAGUGAGGUUGUAGAUUCCUUUGUUGAUUUCUUUCGCGGCCUCUUUGGUACGGGAAUUCAAGUUGAACCAAUCUCCAGCGAGGUGUUGCCCUCAGGUUCACUGGUACCGGUCAGUUCUUGGGUUGCUCUUCUUGCUCCAAUUACCAUUAAAGAGGUCGAGGAGGUUGUUUUUAGUAUUGGGGAUGACAAAGCCCCUGGUCCCGAUGGAUUUAGUGCUGGUUUCUUCAAAUCCCAGUGGCAACUGGUUGGCCCUGAUCUGUUUGAGGCAGUGGCUGAAUUUUUCCAUCAUGGAAAACUCCUCAAGCAACUCAAUCAUGUUGUCAUUGCACUUAUCCCCAAAACCACUCAUAACCCAUCUGUGAAAGACUUUAGGCAUAUUGCCUGUUUGAAUGUGAUCUAUAAAGUUAUCACCAAAACCCUUGCUCAAAGAAUGGCUCCAUUGUUGCCAAACUUGAUUGACCCGGCUCAGGGAGCGUUUGUGGAGGGUAGGUCAUCAUUGAUUGACAACGCCAAGGAUGGCACGUUCCAUUACCAUCCGGAUUGUGCUACCUUGGGCAUUACGCACUUGGCUUUCGCGGAUGAUAUUAUGCUUUUCUCCAAGAGGGAUUUUACUUCGGUCACAACUUUAAUGGAGGUUUUGAAUCAUUUCUCUGCCGUCUAUGGUCUUCAUCUCAGCCCCACCAAAUCCAACAUUUUCAUUGCCGGGAGGGAUAGAGACCGAAGUGAAGACAUAAUUAGCCUUGUUCAUUUUCCAGUGGGGCAGCUCCCUGUGCGCUAUUUAGGGCUGCCCUUGGCGUCCCAAAGGCUCACCGAAUCUGAUUUUGCCCCAUUGAUCAACAAAAUUGAUAACUAAUUACGUGGUUGGAGCACCAACAAGCUUUCUUAUGCCGGGCGUGUUGAACUCUUGAGGGCAGUCAUCCAAGGGACCGAAUCCUUCUGGCUUCAAGCACUUCCUACGCAAAAAGUUGUACUCAAUAGAAUCGCAGGCCCGUGCCGUGACUUCCUAUGGGCCAGUAAGUUUGCUAAGGUUGCCUGGGUUGACAUAUGCAAGCCCAAAACCGAAGGGGGACUAGGGCUUAAAGAGCCAGUCAUGUGGAACAAUGCUUUGCUUUAAUUUGUAAAGUCUUGUGGAACAUUGCCAACAAAAAAGACUCUCUAUGGGU
This is a messenger RNA of Cuscuta campestris, 2359 nucleotides long. Lineage: Eukaryota; Viridiplantae; Streptophyta; Magnoliopsida; Solanales; Convolvulaceae. The record is from the annotation of a GenBank genome assembly.